UGUGGGUAAGGUAGUAGGGAUGGUAUGUGGUGGACGAGAUGUCGUGGUUGGUGGGGUGGCACUCUAUACUGCUGCGCUGUCAUCCAUCCAUCAGCCAACUACAUACACAAUUCACGUUCCACAUUCCUCAGAUCGGACUUAACACAACCGUUCCCUAGUAAUUAUCCUAAAACAAGCUCAUCUCCAACAAUCCCACCUGGUAAACACGGGGGAAUCAAAACACCCAAACCAACAAUAACUCCUCAUCAAACCCGACAUCCUAUCCUACCCGACCAUUGUCAAGGCCAGCCCCUAGGUGGGCUUCUAGGGCGGUGGCCCCCUGCCAACUGCACCAUUCAGCAAAAGACUGGGAUUCUGAGCCACUACGCUCAGCUGCGCAUCCCUUAUAAGCUUGCUACUAGGUAGUAGUAGCUGCCGUCACAGCCAUC
Molecule: messenger RNA, 428 nt
Organism: Aspergillus sclerotioniger CBS 115572
Lineage: Eukaryota; Fungi; Ascomycota; Eurotiomycetes; Eurotiales; Aspergillaceae
Exons: 1
Source: RefSeq, a predicted model, not a curated record